AUGGGAAAGACCAAUACGCAAAGCAGUGUCAAGCAGACCACGCUCAGCUCCUUCUUCGGCGUGCCCAAGAAGGGGCCGGCACCACCCAAGCCUCCAACGCCGGCACCAUCCAAGGUGAGCCGUGCGCCGGCAGCGUCAUCACCGCCGUCCUCGUCGCUCAACACCCCGCCGUCGGAUCCCAUCGACUCGCCCUCCCUGCCUUCCCUUCCCAAGCGAACGAGGAAGGAGCCAACCAUUGUCGACGUUGACGAUGACCCUCUCACUCCCCCGCCUGCUGUGGAGUCUCCCAAGAAGCCCGCACCGGUGAUGGAUGAGCCGAUGGAUGUCGACGAUGACGACGGGUCCCCGCUUGUGUCUAGACGUAGAGCCAAACGAAGGGUCGUGUACGUUGAGUCAGACGCGUCUAGCGAUGAAGACGCCACUAAGGCGAAUAGCCGCAAGCCGCGGAAGACCCUCAGGACCGACAACUCUGACGACGAGUUCGUCUUCGACGCGAACGACGACGCCGCGAUGGCUGCGGCCGCCGACGAGUACGACGCCAUUAUCUCGGACGCCCCUUCUCCAUCUAUCGCAUCCGCCUCGUCCCGCUCCAUGUCACCCGUUAAGCAGCCCGCACGGAGGAAGGGUGGAUUCACCGCGCCGAAGUCUGUCCCUAAGAAGGCGACUACCUCUUGGAACAGCUCCGGUGACUCGACGCCGCUGUCUUCCUCGUCUCGUGCCGCGCCUGCAGUGUCGCGUACGGGCUCCUCAGGCGGUGGCGCCAACCUCUUCCUGACGGCAGCGGAACGGAAAAAGAUCCAGGCCAAGGAGGACAAGCGCGAGUCCGAAACCUGCUUCUCUUUCCUCAACGACGUCAAGGACAAGGACGGCAACCGACCAGACGACCCGGAAUACGACCCUCGGACCAUCUACAUCCCAAGCAGAGCGUGGCGUGAGUUCACGCCCUUUGAGAAGCAGUUCUGGGAGAUUAAGCAGAACCAUUACGACACGGUUCUCUUUUUCCAGAAGGGCAAGUUCUACGAGUUGUACGAGAACGACGCGAUGAUCGGACACCAGGAGUUCGACCUCAAGCUAACCGAUCGCGUCAAAAUGAAGAUGGUCGGUGUGCCUGAACAGACGUUCGAGUUCUGGGCCGCAAAGUUCCUCGCAGCGGGCUACAAGGUCGGCAAGGUCGAACAAGCCGAGACUGCCAUUGCUAUGGAGAUGCGCACCAAGGGUGGCGGCAAGGAAAUUGUGCGCCGUGAGCUCGCGCAGGUGUUCACCAACGGCACCAUCGUCGAUAGCUCCUAUUUGACCUCUGACGAGGCCAACCAUUGCGUGUCUAUCAAGGAGUACACUGGCGAUGCUAGUACGCCCUCUGCUUUCGGUAUUUGCGUCAUGGACGCGUCGACUGGCGAGUUUAACCUCACCGCGUUCGAGGAUGACAUCUGUCGCACGCGCCUCGAGACCAUGUUCCGCCAGAUCCGUCCCAAGGAGCUUGUUUUUGCGAAGGGCAACCUCUCUGUGCCAACGACACGCUUACUCCGCAACAUCCUUCCCUCAAGCACCCUGUGGCAGUCGUUCAAGCUCGACCGGGAGUUUAUGUCCAAGGAGGACACUGUUGAAGCUCUCAAUGAGAUAUUCUCUUCCGAUGACUGCCCAGAGCCCGAGCUCCCUGAAGCGAUCGCAAGCAUGAUGGACCAGUCUCUGGCCAUGGAGGCGCUCGGCGGCAUGAUCUUCUACCUCCGCUCCCUCAACCUCGACAAGGACCUCAUUUCGCAGAAGAACUUCAACAUCUACGACCCAAUCCGGAACGGCAAGAGCCUCGUGCUGGACGGCCAGACGCUUGCCCACAUGGAGGUGCUUAUGAACAACGAGGGCAGCGAAGCGGGAACUCUACUCAGCCUGCUCCAGCGCUGUUUGACGCCCUUUGGGAAACGGCUCUUCCGAAUCUGGCUCACAGCACCAUUGAGGGACGUGAAGGCGAUCAAUGAGCGCCUCGACGCGGUUGACGAUCUGAUUUCGAACCCUGGCUUUACUGGGCAGUUUACGCAGCUCGUCAGAGGCAUGUCGGACCUCGAGCGCCUCGUCUCGCGUAUCCACGCGGGCUCUAUUCGCCAGGCUGACUUCCUCAAGGUUGUGGACCAGUUCAACAACAUCCAGGUGGCGAUGGAUAGACUUGUUGCCGACGCUGAGCAGUUCGACUCCUCGAGCGUCCUCGGCCUCCUCCGCAGCGCGCCCGACCUGUCUGCGACGAUUGCCCACAUCAAGUCAAUGUAUGAAACUGAGAAGACUGACAAGACGAUUACGAUUCUGCCUAGGCCAGGCGCUGAUCCCGACUGCGACGAGGCUGACGAGGCUGUCCAGGAGAUUGAGGACAAGUUUGAGUCGCUCCUGCCACAGAUGAUGAAGACGUUGAGCACCCGUGACGUGGAAUACUGGCACAGUGCGCAAGGCAACAAGGAGAUCUAUCAGCUGCUAGUGCCAACAAGUGCAAGCGCCAAGGUGCCCAAGAACUGGACCAAGUGUGGUGGGACAAAGAAGCAAUCCCGCUACAUCACGCCACAGACCCAGCCCAUCAUCCGCGAGAUGCAGGAGGCGCGAGAGACACAGGCUACGGCCAAGAAGAACUUCUUCCGCAAGCUCCUCGCCGAGUUUGAUCGCGACCGCACUGUGUGGCUUAGCAUGGUCCGUGUCAUUGCCGAGCUGGACUGCCUCGUGUCCCUCGCCAAAGCGUCGUUCGACAUGGACGAGCCCAAGUGCCGUCCAGAGUUUGUCGAGACGGAGCAGGCGUUCGUUGACUUUGGUGACCUGCGGCAUCCGUCGAUGUGUCUCCAGCGAGACUUCAUCGCGAACGACGUGCAGCUGGGUGGUGACGUCGCGCGCACGACUCUGCUCACUGGCCCCAACAUGGCCGGUAAGAGUACUCUCCUGCGCAUGACCGCCGCCGGCGUCAUCAUGGCGCAGCUCGGCUGCUAUGUCCCCGCAGCGCAUGCUCGUUUGAGCCCAAUUGAUAAGAUCCAGACGCGUAUGGGCGCGUAUGACAACAUGUUCGCCAGCGCUAGCACCUUCAAGGUCGAGCUGGACGAGUGCUCGAAGAUCCUUCGCGAGGCAGGACCCAAGUCACUUGUGAUUUUGGACGAGCUUGGCCGUGGAACAUCGACUUUCGACGGUAUGGCCAUUGCUGGUGCUGUUCUGCACCAGCUGGCUACGCACACUUUGCCGCUCGGAUUCUUCGCGACCCAUUACGGCUCGCUGACCGACGACUACGCAUACCACCCCAAUAUCCGCAACAUGCACAUGCAGGUGCACGUCGACGACUCUGACGGCGUUGUGUUCCUGUACAAGCUCAUCAAUGGGCAUGCGGAAUCAUCACACGGCACUCACGUUGCCAAGCUCGCCGGCGUUCCUCAGAACGUCAUUGCACGUGCAGACGAAGUGUCGGCACAAUUCUUCCAGGCAUUCCAGGAGAAGCUCAAGUCGAGGCGGCAGAGUGCGCUGCCACUUCCGGCACAGGCCGACUUUGCGUGGUUGGUCAAGCUGGCCACAGGUGGAGUAGAGGAGACGACUGCGACUGUUGCGCAGCAGUUGGACGUCGUGUGCCGCGCGGCAGCGAAGUACGAGUAUGCAGCGUGA
This is a messenger RNA of Cutaneotrichosporon cavernicola, 3615 nucleotides long. RefSeq lists its product as uncharacterized. The transcript is spliced from 14 exons. Gene Ontology annotation, biological process: mismatch repair. Gene Ontology annotation, cellular component: MutSalpha complex; nucleus. NCBI's taxonomy places the organism in Eukaryota, Fungi, Basidiomycota, Tremellomycetes, Trichosporonales, Trichosporonaceae. The coding region runs from base 1 to 3615 and encodes 1204 amino acids. Gene Ontology annotation, molecular function: mismatched DNA binding; ATP-dependent DNA damage sensor activity; ATP binding. The record is from RefSeq and is a predicted model, not a curated record.